This is a messenger RNA of Fukomys damarensis (Damara mole-rat), 642 nucleotides long. It is a transcript of the gene CUNH1orf232, whose product is annotated as chromosome unknown C1orf232 homolog. The coding region runs from base 124 to 636 and encodes 170 amino acids. The transcript is spliced from 5 exons. The record is from RefSeq and is a predicted model, not a curated record. Lineage: Eukaryota; Metazoa; Chordata; Mammalia; Rodentia; Bathyergidae.
AUGAAGUCACCCGAUACCUGGGACAAGCUUUUGGCUCCACCAAGUUCCUGAAGCCAGACCUACUGGUGCCUACGGAGCCAUCCACUUCCCUGCCUGAGUACCAGGCCUCUCUCCUCUGUAACCAUGAGCCAGGCCUUCUGGAAAACCUACAAGUCCAAAGUGCUACAGACUCUGAGUGGGGAAUCCGAGGAGGACCUGGCAGAGGAGAGGGAGAACCCAGAGUUAGUGGCAUCUGAGAUGGCAGAACCCACUGAAGAGGCCUUCAAUCCCAUGUCACAGCUGGCCCGCAGAGUCCAGGGGGUUGGGGUGAAAGGCUGGCUGACCAUGUCAUCUCUGUUUAACAAAGAAGAUGAGGACAAGCUGCUGCCACCGGAGCCCUGUGCUGACCAGAAGCUUCGAAGAUCUGAGGCUCCUGCUUCAAGCUUCCUACCGCUCCUCGAAUGCCUUUCUUCCCAUCUCCCACCUCCCACCCCAAGUCCCCUUUUCUCCGGCUUCUGGUCCAGGAAUGAGGCCGCCGAGGAGGCCGUCGAGCACCACGAGCCGAGGGAAGCGGACCCCGCGGCCGGCUUCAAGUGGGGCUUCCUCACCCACAAACUGGCCGAGAUGAGGGUGAAGGCCGCGCCCAAGGGCGACUAGCCGGCC